UGCUGUUAACAUUGAAGCAUUUGCCAUGCUUUUAAUGGAGUAGGGUAAAGUCACAUUGAACACUACUCCUACUCUCUCUCUCUCUCUCCACCGCUUGGAGGAAUCGGACUGAGUUCGCCGGAAGUCUCAGAACCUUUUCUGGCGAAGAUUUGCCGGCGAUGUGUAAGCUUCGGUUACUGGUGUGCCUUAUACUUCUUUGCUCGGCAGCUUUGCCUGCUGCUCGAGGAUCUACCAACACAACCAGAACCAGUUUGUGGAAGACCUUAAAUGGAAAUGCGCCUUUAGUCAUAGCACGUGGUGGCUUUUCAGGGCUAUUUGCUGAUUCCAGUACAGUUGCAUACCAGCUGGCCGGAAUGGUUAGUUUACCCAAUGUGAUCUACUGGUGCGAUGUACAACUGACAAAAGAUGGAGCUGGCAUUUGCAGUCCUGAUCUCACACUUGAGAAUAAUUCUAACAUUGAAUCUGUUUUCAAAAAUAAGUAUAAUACCUACUCCGUUAAUGGGGUAUCUAUGCAAGGAUGGUUUUCUGUGGAUUUCACCCUCAGUGACCUGGCAAAUGUCAUUUUAACUCAGGGAAUUUAUUCUCGACCCGAUAAAUUAGAUGGUAGUCUGUUCCCAUUUCUUACUGUUCAAGAUGUGGCAAAGCAAUUGAACCCACCCGGAUUAUGGUUGAAUAUUCAGCAUGAUGCAUUCUUCAGCCAGCAAAACUUCAGCAUGAGAAGCUUUGUACUUUCUGUAUUUAAAAGUGCUAUAGUUAAUUAUAUCUCUUCUCCAGAGGUGGACUUCCUAAGGAGUAUAUUGUCUCGCAAACCAAGCACAACAAAACUCAUCUUCCGGUUUCUGGGACAAGAUGAAGUUGAGCCUUCUAUUAACCAAACUUAUGGUUUUCUAUUAAGUAAUUUGACAUUUAUCAGGACAUUUGCUUCCGGAAUUCUUGUUCCCAAGUCUUAUAUAUGGCCUGUAGAUAAUCUAUAUUUACAGCCUCAUACCUCAGUUGUUUUGGAUGCUCAUAAAGAAGGUCUAGAAGUUUUUGCAUCAGAUUUUGCAAAUGACGUACCUUUUGCCUACAAUUUCAGUUAUAACCCUGUAGCUGAGUAUCUAUCUUUUAUUGACAAUGGAAACUUCUCUGUGGAUGGUGUGCUUUCUAACUUCCCAAUAACUCCAUCAGCGGCCAUAGCUUGUUUCUCUCACAGAGGCAGAAAUGUGUUAGGACAAGAAAAGCCUUUGGUUAUCUCAUCAAAAGGAUCGAGUGGGGACUACCCUGGUUGUACUGAUUUGGCAUAUCAACAUGCCAUUUCAGAUGGUGUAGAUGUUCUUGACUGUCCUGUUCAAAUGACGAAGGAUGGGAUACCGGUUUGCUUAGGCUCUAUUAAUCUUAUAGAUUACACAAAAGUUGCUCAAUCAAGUUUUAGCAACCUUAUGACAACUAUUUCAGAACUUGGAGUAGUCAAUGGGAUAUUUCCCUUCAGCCUCACAUGGAGCCAGAUUCAGAGUUUGACUCCGGCAAUAUCGAACCCAUUUAUAGCUUCCCGAUUGUACCGGAAUCCAAAAUUCAAAAAUGCUGGAAAAUUUAUGACGCUGUUUGAGUUUCUGGCCCUUGCAAAUAAUGCCAGUUCUGUUUCUGGUGUUCUGAUCAGCAUAGAGGAUGCAGCAUUCCUAGCAGCAAAUCAGAGUUUAAGUGUAACUGAUGCAGUUCUUGAUGUCUUAAGAAAUGUUAGUCAAAAUAAUCAGACAGGCAAGAAAAUUAUGAUUCAGUCAACCGACAGCUCGGUGUUGAUCAAGUUCAAGGAGGAGAAAAGCAAUUAUGAGCUCGUUUACGUUGUCAAUGAAGAUAUCCGUGAUGCUGAUAAUUCAACUGUUGCAGAGAUCACGAAGUUUGCUAAUUCCGUGGUUGUCAGCAAGAGUUCCGUCUUUCCUGACAGUGACGCAUAUCUUACUGGUAUGACAGAUGUUGUACAGAAACUACAUGCAUUCAAGCUCCCAGUGUUUGUAAAACUCUUCAGAAAUGAGUUUAUAUCUCAAGCUUGGGACUUCUGCUCAGAUGCAAUUGUGGAGAUCAACUCAUAUGUCAUGGGUGCUGAAAUUGAUGGUGUCAUCACAGAAUUUCCUGGAACCGCUGCUAAAUACAAGAAGAACCGAUGCUUGGGAUUGGGAAAUAAUACCCCGUAUUACAUGAGCCCUGUUCAGGCUGGUGGUCUCUUGCAACUCAUCGCUGCUCCAGACUUGCCACCCGCUAAAGCUCCUAACCCUAUCCUGACAGAUUCCGAUGUGGUUGAGCCACCUCUUCCCACUGUGGUGGCGAAAAGCCCAACUUCUGACAUUGGCAAUGUAACUAUUUCACCAACUACAACCCCAUCAAAUGGGCAGCCUAAAGUUGUUGCAUUCAUCUUCUUGUCAUAUCCGGCUUCUCUCCUUGCUACUCUUGCCCUAUUCUGAAAACAUAUCGCCCUACACAUGCUUGAUCACAUGGGAGCUCUGCAUGAUCAAAUGGGUGCAGGUGUUCAUUCCUCCCCAUGCAUAUCCCUGAGCACGUGUCAUGAUGGAUUCUUCAACCACCAAGCAUUGUUAGCUGUUCAUUCAUGUAGUUUAGUUAAUGAUUGUUCUUUGGUGUGUAUUAUGAUCGACACAUAAUAAACUGUGUUUGGUAAACUGAGCAACCAGUCUCUCUGUUUACAGCAAGUGCUUGAACCCGACCGCUGAAAUUUGUAAAUUAUUGUAUUUAUAUGCUUAAAAAAUUUAUUUAUUCCCCACCAAA
Messenger RNA from Camellia sinensis, 2754 nucleotides. Lineage: Eukaryota; Viridiplantae; Streptophyta; Magnoliopsida; Ericales; Theaceae. The record is from RefSeq and is a predicted model, not a curated record.